This is a messenger RNA of Macroventuria anomochaeta, 1026 nucleotides long. RefSeq lists its product as uncharacterized. The transcript is spliced from 7 exons. Lineage: Eukaryota; Fungi; Ascomycota; Dothideomycetes; Pleosporales; Didymellaceae. The record is from RefSeq and is a predicted model, not a curated record. The coding region runs from base 1 to 1026 and encodes 341 amino acids.
AUGGCACAGUCGUGGCGGCCUAGGACUUUAUCGAAGGAUGAUCGAAGAGCGGCAGAGUUCGAGAACCGCGCAGAGAUUGGUGAUGUGCGAAUUCGUCGAGACAUGCGUUGCGCUCGCGUGCUCGGCCACGAUGACCCACUAAAUGCUCACGAGCUGAAGAAUGCGACAACGCAGGGGAACCUAUCAGAGGCAUCCUGGCUUGUUCAGCUGCACCUCAGCGCGUUUGACAUCGCGACUUCUCCUCAAGCCACCAUAAAGCCUUCGACCGCUGUUUGUCUGCUCUUUGCCGGAUUUCACCUGAUUCCCUCGAGACUCGUUAAAGGAGUCUCAACAUUGCCCCUGGCUUACUGUGCACUCGAUCUUGGCCGUCAACAAGACGUUUUCGACAGCGGUCUCAGCGAUGCUUUGUCGAUGGUGACGUGUGAUGGCAUGCAAGGCUCGAAAUAUCUUUUGAGAUAUGUCAUGGGUGACAAAGAUCUUUUGACGACGCUGUACACACCGGCAGCGACGGUUACGCUGCGACGCUUCGUGUAUGCAGUUGUCGCAACCACAAAGCCUCACUCAGCACCUGCGAAAGAUCUCGUAAACCGCGGAGUUGCUCCUUCCACAAGCGCUGGUGUUGUCUCUGCUGUCUCACGAUUGCCCAAAGUCCUCGUGCGACCCUUAGGCACCAAAUGGUGGCUGUUCCGCACCAGAGUUGUCGCGCAGCGCGCAGUGUCCCUCCAGCCUUCAACCAGCACACUGCUGCUUCGCGAUACGCUGCUUCGACGCAGGCCCACCUUAUCACGAAGGAAGGGAUCCGUUGCCGAGUCAACGGCUUUCCUAUGGGUCUUGUGGGUAUUGAGAGACGUCUGGAGCAGCGCAGUCUUACGUGCUGAUGGGUUUGGUGAGGAAGCGACAUUAUACGCGACUCAGUUGUUAACCGAAGGAUGCAGUCGAUUGCCAGAACAGACCGCAAACGGCCAAGCGAGGCUUGUUCUGGACGAAGUUGACAGACACUCCCCUACACCUGCGAUCGACAGUUGA